AUGGCGCCACUAACGCUUGAAAUGCGACACGAUAGCGGGGGGGCUGUUGAAUGCUGGGACGACGACGACGACCUACAGUGUUACGAGGACAUCCAUCUACGCGCUGGAUCAAGUGCUGCGUCUCUAACGGCCUCAUCUGUCCGCCGAUCAGGUCAUCGUGACUCCAUUUCUUCUCGUCUUUCUGCUCGCUCCGACCUUGACUCCAUCACUGGUGGAGAUGAAGACUGGCAGAUUCAGCUACUAGAUGAUAAUGAACUCGUGGACGAGGAAGCUAUAUCAUCCGUCAAGAAUGCCGGAAUCCCACUACCCGCGAAUGUUCCCCGCUCGGCCCUUAUUGGGGGCACUAUCAAGCGCCUUGGGAAGAGGAAGACCAAGCGAGAGUUCAUCGACGAUUGGUCUGAUGACCUGGAGCUACCAGGUCCAGAUGUCGCCCUGGAGUUGAAGCGAUUCCCCGAUACUUCUUUUCCUGACUCGCUUCUACAAGUUGGUUGUGGACCAGCGUGCCCAGUGAAACCCGCUGAAUCUAUCAGCGAUGUAACACAUCAACUAUCCGCCUACAACAUUUCGAAUAGCUUUCCAGACAACAUCGACACGGACAGCACUCUUGAUAUUCCUACUGUCAAGGCAACCAGCCAGCGGGCCUCAUUAAUACCAAGUAUUCCGAGCGAUUCCAUGCCGAGAACCGAACAGACCUCUUCCGAAAGUUUUGAAGAUGAUUUUGAAAUACCGACAGAUGAAUUCCUCCAAUUGCGCCAUCCCACGACACGAAGCUCUAGCCCUGCCCCUGAGGAUCUCGAUGUCGAUUGGUCCGAGGGCAGCAUAGGUGUGCGAUUUGGUGGCACUGCGCGAGAACAUCGUUCGAACCCUAGUUCCUCGAUAUCCGUGGUCAGUCCCAGUGCUUCGAGCUAUUUGACUGGCGAAAGUGAUGAUGAAGGGCUUGAUGGUCUCGUGAUUCCAGAAGGGCCGUUAAAUCUAGGCGCACGUCUGAACAAACCGAGGAAUCUGAACCUUGCCGAUGCAUCCCGCCGUGUGCCCGAUUGUAAAGAGAACAACCAAUCUCCCCCGGACGACUUCUUCUCUGGUCUCGAAAUCAACAACGGCGAAGCCUUCAAUUUCAAAAAGCCUUCAAUAAACCCGAACAUUAAAUGCAAAUCAGAAUCACUGGGCAGUCCAGCGCGCCGUUCUGCGACUACCCUUACGUUUACAAACGCCGCAGUAUCCCCAAAAACUCGCAUUCCACGUCUCUCAGGCCAUGACCGACCUAUUUCAACGCAUUUGGAAACUGUGUCAGAGAGUGGUGCACCCUUAUCAAAAUUCCGCACCUCCCCCCGCCGGCCAGGCCAUGUAUCCCAUUCUUCGGUUUCCAGUCUUCCUAUAUCUGCGUCAACGACACUGUCAUCGAACCCUUUUACACCCACUCGACGACUUGUAGGGACACGGAUCUCAAAGGACGCCCUAGCAGGUGAGCGGGCCGCAGGGAAGCAGUUAUUAAAGUCAAAACGCUCCAUGCCGUCAAUGCGCAAUACGCAGCAGACGGCAUCCGCCACUUCCCUCCCCAGCCCUCCCCGUCAAGGCGGUCCAAGCUGGUCUACUAGCCGCCUCUGGGCUCCGGUUGAUCGCACGGGGCAGGACGGGAAGCUGUCGAUCCGUAAACCCCAAACACCGUUUCUACCCGCUGGUGCAUCUGAUAAACAGUCGCAUCACGCCAGCAUAAAAAAUUACCAAUAUUCUCGUCGUACGAGUUCCGAUGAUACCAGCGAUGCCUUUGGUUCUCAGGGCACCGUUAAACGAUUACAGCGGUCCACUCGUCACGACAAUUCUGGCUUCAGUCCGAACGACACAACCUCGGAAACAGUAAACACGACUCCCAAGAGGACUCUCACCCGGCCAACCCGCCGUCGAAAUUAUGGUGACGGAUCAGAAUUGGCUUCUUUCGACGACUUACCCACGUCCACUGCAACGGAGAGUAGGUUCGUAAAGCAGCCCAGUGGCCGAGGGGCACCACGUUCCCUAAGGAUUAAACUCAGCCAAAGCCAACCAGCACCGUCGAAACCGGAAAGUACAACGCAACAGAUACCGGUGGCGGUCAGCCCGCCACCACCAUCCCAACAACAAUCGUCGGUUCCUAGAUUUGCACGCGAUACAAAUGCCUCUCGGAACGCCAGAGAACAACGCAUCGCCUCUAUGUCUUCAAUCCCCAAACUCCGAGAGAAUACCCCACUAACACCUUUGAGCUCAAAUUGGAAAACCCAAAAUAUCUCCCGUGCUCCAUCCACACCAGGGUCGUUGAGAAACAAAAAGGGAAAGUCUGGCUCGAUCUCGUCAACACGGCCGCAGCUUAUUAAACCCAUUGGAGCGGGGGUCCACGAAGCGAAAUCUGUGAAUGGUAUGCAUUACAAUCCCGCUUCAUUUCGAUGGGAGGGGAACGAAAACUUAGUUCACGGUUUUGACACCACCGCACCUAAGUCGCCGAAACCAUCACCCGCACUAAUCACCAACGUGGGGGCCAUGCAGAAUGUUCAGGUGGUUGGGGGAAUGGUUUUCGAUCCGCAACGCAUGUGCUGGCUGAAACUGGCUCCCUCGCAACCCGGAUUAGAUGGUGUUGUUGCAGUUGAGGAUGAAGACGAUGUCUUUUCCAGCCUCGCCGAUUUGGAAGAGUCUGGUGCAUUGGGGAGGAGGACUCCUGGAACCCAUGAGGAUCUCAGGCCUGCCGCGAGCGGGGACGACCGGAGCGGCGAGGAUUCGUCAGACGAGUGGCCGAUAACAGAGGAGUUUGACGUUGGGCCGGAGUUCAUUAGACGCCAGCAUACGGAAGAAGAAAAAUGGAGACGCAAGGUUGAUAAGUGGAUGAACCAUAACCAUGCUGGUUUCGGAAGCAACUGGAGAUGGGCUAUCCGGGAUCUGGUAAGGUUCAACAGCAACCUUGUGGCUCAAGAGCUCAAUACUGCAUGA
Molecule: messenger RNA, 2952 nt
Organism: Aspergillus calidoustus
Lineage: Eukaryota; Fungi; Ascomycota; Eurotiomycetes; Eurotiales; Aspergillaceae
Source: the annotation of a GenBank genome assembly